Molecule: messenger RNA, 4361 nt
Organism: Oldenlandia corymbosa var. corymbosa
Lineage: Eukaryota; Viridiplantae; Streptophyta; Magnoliopsida; Gentianales; Rubiaceae
Source: the annotation of a GenBank genome assembly
CUAGAAAAAACCUUUUACCGGAAGAAAAGGCGCGUCUUUUAUUUUUUAUUUUUUUAAUAUGUGUGCUUCACUGUAUCUCCAUUUUUAUACAAUAAUCAAAUAAUCACAUGUGCUUCAAUGUGUGUGUGUGUGUUUUUUAUUCUCCUUGUCCAUAAACACUGUAUUUUUAUACUGGGCACUGAAUAAUUUAGUCGGAACGAGAGCAACCCUUUUGGUUUUGUGCCUGGAAAAUUGUUCGUCUAUGACCUGCCCCUCAAAAAAAUUGGACCUUUGAACGUUGAAACAUGGAUUUUCCUCUGAAGGGUUCUGGAAAAAAAUGAACUUUGUGUUCUUGAAUGGAUUUAUAUAUAUAUACUUCGGGCGAUGGCCGGGUAUAGAUUGGUCCCGCUGUGGGGUUUAUGAUUUUACAUUGAUCGCUCAUUUGCUUGAUUAUGAAUUAUGAUUGGUUGGUUGUACAAACAAGACUAUUACUGUUAUGGGACAUGGAGUAUUUUUGAGAAAAAAAAAUUGGAAAUUUCAAUGCAUUUUUCAAUGCUGUCUGGUUUGUGUUUUGAUUUUCGUGUUUUUGUUGAAAUUUCAGUGCAUUUUAUUAAUUAAACCCUCUCAUGAAAAGGAAUGGGAGGAAUAUAUUUCUUCACAACAGAAUAUUUUUGUGAUAUUUAUGCAUGAAAAUCUGAGCCAAAAAUCACUCCUAAGGGAUCCCAGAACACAAAAGAAACAGAAUGUUUUUGUGAAAUGCUUAUGGUCCACACUCUAUGAAUUUACUUGCUCUCCAUUCUGCUUAUGGUUUUCAGUGGUUUUCUUGGUCUGAAGAAAGAUCAUUUAGUUUUCAGCAUAGUAGUCUGUCUAGUCUAACCAAUAUCCUCCUGCCAUUGGCACACACCCAACAGAAGUGACUUGGCUAAAGUCUAACAAGCUUUAAUUUGGCUAAAUUCUAAGAAUUCCGAGACUUAUGCAUACUUUUCGUUAUUUGUUUUAGUUCAGUUGCAGCAUUUGCAGCAUGCAUGAUCACAAUUGGCUUUUUUUUUUUUGCUAUGAUAGAAUCUUUAACGAUCUAAUUGAGUCGAAUGUUGUCAUGCAUGAAAUAUACCUUAAAUUUGCAAGCUUCUUUGAUUGCAGAGAGCUAGUAAGUUUAGCAUGUUUUUCUUAAAGGGUGGUUAAUGUGGGGUUCAGUUCUUAGUUUAUUUCAUUAUAGAACCUUAUGUUUAACAAAAUUACAUUCUAAACAAUAUUGAUUCAGAGUUGUUAAUUUUUAAAAAUUUAGAGCACCUGAAGAUGUGAUUCAAUACAUGCAGGUCGCAUAUGGUAGGUUAUAACAAACCAUAUUUUCUCAUUUAUUGCUGGUUGACUGGCCUUGUCUGUUUCUAUAUUGGUGCGAUGCUCCCACCUGUUUAAUCCUUGAUUUCAGUGCUGAAUGUUUUUCAUUCCUGAGUUUCUUGGACAACUCAAUUUUCUUUCUGUUGAUAAGAUCCAUACUGAUCUUUGAGCAUUCUUUGGUUUCUUUGCCAUUUCAAAUGUACAAUUUUCUAGUUGCAGUGACUGGGACUAAGGUCGAAUUGUACUUUUAAUCUAGUUUUGGAAGUGUUAUGUUCAUUGUUGAAUAGGGUACUGAAGUUUGGACCUUCAACAGCUAUGGUGGGAAACGCCCAAUCUAAUCGCAUCAAAGCCUACAGGGCUAUGAGUAAGCUUGGAUAUGAUUCAAAAGUUGUAAAGCCUGUAUUGAACAGCCUUUUGGAAGUGUAUGAGCAAAACUGGGAACUUAUUCAAGAUGAGGAUUAUGCUGUCCUCGUGGAUGCUGUUCUUGAGAGUGAGGAGAGCAAGCUAAAGGAAAGCCGGAGGUUCCACUUAAUUGAUGAGCCUGAAGGGGAGGAACCGCCGCCCAAAAAAGUAAGAUCAACAAGUCGCACAGAUGAACCUUUGACAUGGGGUGGUGUUUCUAGCUCCAGUUCUGAUUGGCAGAAAGAUGAGCCACUCCAUGAUGUGAUGAAGGUAACGUCUGAAUCUGUUCGUGAGGAAAAGUUGGCUACUUCUGCUCAUUGCUAUGUCAUUGAAGGAGAUACUGAAGAUGAGAUUGACACUCCUAUGCAAGAUUGUCCUGCAAGAGAACAGAAAUGCAGCUCUUACUAUUCUUCUUCAGAGUUCGCACAGACUAAGAAAAGUCAUCUGUUCUCACCUGAAGGAAGCUAUGAAUCUAAUCCUCUGUCCCCUCAGCCACUUCCGGAUGAUGAUUGCAAUUAUAAGUCCCCAUCCGUCCAUAAGUUGGUGACUGAAACUCAUAAUUUAAAGGCCUGCCUGGAGAAUGUACAAGAGUUACCUGAUUCCAUGUCCGAGCCACGCCCUCUAGCCGUUGUUCACCCUGAUCAUGCAAGAUCUUCCAUUGAAAGCGAUUAUUCUAAAGCAAAGAGAAAUUUCUCAACACCCCCUAAAGUGACAGAGCUCAAUACCAAAGAUUGUUCUUCAUCCACAAAGGGACCUCUUCUUCUAGGUUAUCAUCCAAAACCCAAAUCCUCAGCCAGAGAUGAAGAGAGUUUUUGGAAUGGUUCACGUUUAGACAUUGCUUCCUCUUGCCAGGGGGAAGUUAAACUCUCUGUAACAUUCCAAUCGUCGCUUCCAUCGAACUUUUGUGUUCCUAGAUUAGAUGAAGUCUUAAAGAGGAUGGAAGAAAAGUAUGCUGAAGCAUAUAACAUUACCCGACAAGACUUCUCGAUCGUGAAGUUGAUGAAUGAGAUAUGCGAGACUUUCUUAGCAACUGGCAUCAUGUCCUCUGGCAAUGAGAGAGUUAGCCGUGCCGAACUACAACCUGAUCCUAUUACUUCUAGAGACUUAGAUGGUCAAGUUGUUUCAAAUCAUGUUGCUAAUAUAGCCAGUGUUUACAUUGAUCCUCCAAGGUUCCGUUUUUUGAAUGGUUUGGACUUUAGCCAAAGCAAGAUAGGAUUACCAAUGAAGUUAUCUGGCAGUUACUGUGAUACAUAUCUUGAGGGACUUAGAAAUCAAAGCUCUUCAACUGCAGAAAUUAUUGUUGUUGCUCAGCAUGCAUUUCCUAACAUGAUGGAAUCUGCAUAUUUAGUUGAUGAUAUUACGACUGGGGAAGAGAAUGUCAAGAUUUCAUUGAUAAAUGAAAUAAAUAAUGAGGGUCAGCCUUUGUUUAAGUACAUCCCCCGUAACAUAGUUUAUAGAGAAGCUCAUGUCAAGUUUCUGCUAGCUCGCAUCUCAGAUGACAAUUGUGGUUCCCAUUGCUUUGGAGAUUGUUUGAUGGCAGAACUACCUUGUGCCUGUGCUGGUGAAACUGGUGGGGAGUUUGCUUAUCUUCCAGGGGGUUUACUUAAGGAAAAGUUUCUUGAAGACACUAUUUUGAUUAAAAGCAGUCCACAGAAGAAAAACUUCUUUUACUGCCAAGCAUGUCCGCUGGAAAGGCCCAAGAGUAAAAGCUUAUCUGGCGCAUGCAAGGGCCAUCUCAUCAGGAAAUUUAUCAAGGAGUGCUGGUAUAAGUGCGGUUGCACCAUGGCUUGUGGUAAUCGCGUUGUUCAGCGUGGCAUAAAUCGCAAGUUGCAGGUUUUUAUGACCAAAGAGAAGGGAUGGGGUCUUAGAACUCUUGAAGACUUACCUAAAGGUGCCUUUGUUUGUGAGUAUGUGGGCGAGAUAGUAACUAAUACGGAAAUGUUUGAUCGCAACUCACGUAGCAUUGGAAAGAAGCACACAUAUCCAGUGCUACUAGAUGCAGAUUGGUGUACUGAAGGUGUCUUGAAGGAUGAAGAGGCACUUUGUCUCGAUGCAACAUUGUUUGGAAAUGUUGCAAGGUUUAUCAAUCACAGAUGCCAUGACGCUAAUUUAGUGGAAAUUCCGGUUGAAGUGGAGACUCCAGAUCAUCAUUAUUACCAUCUUGCAUUUUUCACUAAUAGAGAAGUUCACACUUCUGAAGAGUUGACUUGGGACUAUGACAUUGACUUUAAUGACCAUACUCAUCCAGUGGUGGCUUUUCGCUGUCGUUGUGAGAGUGAAUUCUGCCGAGAUCUGGAAAUAGGCAAUGCCGGCAUAAAGUUGUUGACGUUGUGAAUGAAAUUUUUGGAGGUUUUCUUUUUGGCAACUUAAAGAGGAAAUAUAGUAACAAUGUGGAGGGUAUCUCCAAUUUGUCCUUUUUACUUGCCUUUUUAGUCAAUCUGGAAUCCAAACGGGAAGAACUGUAUUUUGAUUCUUGCAUUGUCCAGAUUUUGGUAAAAUGAUGCUGACUGAGUGUGGAUUUUUCAAUGAAGACACAAAUUAGUUUUUGAGGGAUUUUUAUGCUUUUCAUUGAAUAGGUGAAAAAUAUGACUAUUUUUCUUUUUUUUGGAACAUAUAAAAAAUUUUUUGACUUCGAUUUUACU